AUCAAGAUGGCGCUGCAGGAGUUGAGCUCGCUGGAGAAAUAUCUAGGAUUAAAGAAGCCCAACAAAUACAGCACACAGGGAGACAAAAAGGUCCCUGUUCUCCAAAACAGCAAUAGACCAGUAUUGGUUGGUCUGUACACAAUAGCUGCCCAUCUUGUACAUGAAGCCAAGAGAGCAGAGCUGUUAGGAGACAGUGCUGAGCAGAGAGCUGUGGUUCAGCAGUGGCUUGAGUACAGAAUCACCCGACUAGACAGCUAUCCUAAAGAUGAGCUCAAACUUAUCCUGAAGGAAAUUAACCAGUAUCUGGAGGACAAGGUUUACCUGGCUGGCAACGUCUUCACCCUGGCAGACAUUUUCAUGUACUGUGGGAUUCAUCACAUUAUUGUGGAUUUGGCCAUACAGGAGAAAGAGCAUUAUCUGAACGUCACAAGAUGGUUUGAUCAUAUCCAGCAUUAUCCAGGUGUACGACACCAUCUGCCUCCUGUGGUGGUUCUGAGGAACAGACUUUACCCCAGUGGUCACCACUGAAACUCUUUAGAACUUCAUUCUGGGUUGUUAAAUAAGCCAGACCUUGAGGCCACCAUAUCAGCCCCAAGCUGACAAACAGAGCUGUCCCAUUGGGUCAGGUUUAACACCCCAAAACUGAUGUCAAUCUGACCGGUCAGGGCAAUUAAGUCUUUUGUGUGUGUGUUUUUUUAUUUUAUUUUAUGUGCUUUGCUUUGAUGUUUUUGUUUUAUUAUUUUUUUUUUAGUUUGUUUUGUUUUGUGUCAUCCAGCUGGUAAGGACAAUUAAAUCAGUAUAAAGCAGUUAUCAAACUGAGUGUUGUUUCUUAGAGAAUGGUUUGUUACAAUUGUGUGCAUAGGGUUAAAAAGUAAUCAUAGGCUCAGCAAGAAGAAUGAGAGCAAAUGACUGUGGUUCAAGCGAAUGUUUCGAAAAAAACUGCUUAUUGGAAAGCAGUAACAUUAUUAAUAACCUGAAUAUUUAAGUGUGUAAAUAGUAGAUAAGGUAGUCUUUAAUUUAAUAAUCAAAAUAAAAUUGGUA
Messenger RNA from Myxocyprinus asiaticus (Chinese sucker), 1041 nucleotides. RefSeq names its product eukaryotic translation elongation factor 1 epsilon-1-like. NCBI's taxonomy places the organism in Eukaryota, Metazoa, Chordata, Actinopteri, Cypriniformes, Catostomidae. The transcript has 4 exons. Gene Ontology annotation, biological process: positive regulation of DNA damage response, signal transduction by p53 class mediator. Gene Ontology annotation, cellular component: cytoplasm; aminoacyl-tRNA synthetase multienzyme complex; nucleus. Bases 7 to 528 code for a protein of 173 amino acids. The record is from RefSeq and is a predicted model, not a curated record.